AUGCUUCCAUCACUCGAUUUUAGCCUGACCAAUGCUGGUGCAGAGGCACGGGUUAAAAAACCUGGUUUUGAAUGUGUAUUCAAAUUUUCGGUCUACUCACGUUUGGCGGCUUAUUCAAAGACGGAGACAAAACCAUCAUCACCAAGGGUCUGGCCAAAGGUCCGCGUCUUCCUUGAGCAAUUAACAAAAGGUGCAGUUGUCGUGGAUAUCGGGUGUGGUGAAGGCAAGUAUCGAGUACCCGGCGGUGUUCUUCUGGGAGUAGACACUUGUGCGGAAUUGCUUGUCAAGGUCCCCCGAUGCGGCUCGGUUGAUUACGUUUUAGCUGAUGCGCUCGAGAUCCCAUUCCGAAAAGCAUCUGCGGAUGCUGCUUUAUGCGUGUCGGUGCUUCAUCAUUUUUCGACGGAAAGUAGACGACGGGAGGUUCUUCAACAGCUAGCAACGGUGCUUCGUCCAGGAGGCAAACUUCUCAUCUACGUUUGGGCGUAUGAGCAGCCAAACGGAGAGUUUCCUUCUCAGGAUGUGCUCGUUCCGUGGAAUCUACACGAGACAGCUGUAAAUGGCCGUCUGCCUCAAGUCCGUUUUCACAAAGAUUCGACGAAAGAGCAACGGAUAAUCCAGAGUUCGAUAGCGGUCAACAUUCAAGCAGAAGAAGCAAUCUCAUGCCCCUCGCCAUCUUGCUUUAACCCGACCCCUCGCAGUUCUUCUACAAUAUUGACUGGAAUCCGAAAAUGGAGUCCGAUGCUUGGCAAAAGGCUGGCUUCAUUGUUGAUUCCGAUCGAGGAACAAUUGGCUGAUGAGAUGACGCAAGAUAUUAUGCAAACAGCUUUACAGGAGACACUUGCUACGUUACGAAAAGUGACAUUUUACCGUUUCUACCACGUCUUCAAAAAGGGUGAACUGGAAACGUUGUUGUCUAGUGUUUCCGGACUGCGGGUGGUUUCAUCGCAAAUUGAGCACGGGAAUUGGUGCGUUGUGGCCGAGAAACUACCAGACGCGUCGAAAUUGCGAGUAAUA
Molecule: messenger RNA, 1014 nt
Organism: Mesorhabditis spiculigera
Lineage: Eukaryota; Metazoa; Nematoda; Chromadorea; Rhabditida; Rhabditidae
Source: the annotation of a GenBank genome assembly